Molecule: messenger RNA, 12036 nt
Organism: Corvus hawaiiensis (hawaiian crow)
Lineage: Eukaryota; Metazoa; Chordata; Aves; Passeriformes; Corvidae
Gene: FLRT2
Product: fibronectin leucine rich transmembrane protein 2
Exons: 3
Coding region: 574-2559 (661 amino acids)
Molecular function (GO): protein binding
Source: RefSeq, a predicted model, not a curated record
UGCCACUUUCUCCCCUUUCAACCUGCCGGACCCGGUGGGCUUUGGAUGACCUACCGAGAAGAAACCCACUUCCGCAGGAGCAGGAUGGUUUUCUGCUUCACUGGAACAGAGGAGGGCAAUAUCUCCCAAGAGACUCAAAAGCCUUGAAGGUAGUUGCUGCCAGGGCAGGCCAGAACUGGCAGAUAGCUGAUAUGAGGACUUUGCUGACUUCAGAAAGCUGACAGACACCAACAGACUUCAGUGAAAUAUCCCUCCAGGCACAGAGACUUUUGGUAGCUGUAAAGUAACCUGUUAUUCAUCUGCAAAGACAUGGCUACUGAUUCUUUCAGCACACAUGGAGGAAGGCAACAAACUUUGUAACCCAGGCUAAUAAGACUGUGUUUUCCUUUUCAAAAGUAGGAGGUAGGCCAAUUAGAAAAGGAUUGUUUUAUGCUUAGCCUCCAGGACUUUAACUCUGGCCUGAACACUGGACAUAAAUAGAAGCCAAUUUAAUGACCUGAGAUUUUGUUACCUGUGCUUUAUUAUUGUAAUCAGUUGUUAAACAAUUUGGUACUUUAUUUCUUUAAAUUAGAAAUGGGUUCGUGGACUAAAAUGUGGCCCACAGAUUGGGCUCUUCUCAUGAAAUCAUGGCUUAUCUUUUCCCUGGGGCUCUACAUACAGGUCUCCAAAAUUUUGGCCUGCCCAAAAGUGUGCCGCUGUGACCGAAACUUUGUCUACUGUAAUGAGCGAAGCUUGACCUCAGUGCCUCUUGGGAUACCAGAGGGUGUAACCGUCCUCUACCUCCAUAAUAACCAAAUUAAUAAUGCUGGAUUUCCUGCAGAGUUGCACAAUGUCCAGUCUGUGCACACAGUCUACCUGUAUGGCAACCAAUUGGAUGAAUUCCCCAUGAACCUGCCCAAGAAUGUCAGGGUUCUCCACCUGCAGGAAAACAACAUUCAGACCAUUUCACGUGCUGCUCUUGCUCAGCUUUUGAAGCUGGAAGAACUGCACCUGGAUGACAACUCCAUCUCCACUGUUGGCGUUGAGGAUGGGGCGUUCCAGGAAGCCAUCAGCCUCAAGCUUCUGUUCUUGUCCAAGAAUCACUUAAGCAGUGUGCCAGUAGGCCUUCCGCUGGACUUACAAGAACUUCGAGUAGAUGAAAACCGAAUUGCUGUCAUUUCAGACCUGGCCUUCCAGAAUCUUACAAGUCUGGAGCGCCUGAUCGUGGAUGGCAAUCUCCUUACUAAUAAAGGCAUAGCUGAAGGCACCUUUAGCCACCUCUCCAAGCUCAAGGAAUUCUCAAUAGUUCGGAAUUCACUGACUUACCCUCCUCCUGAUCUUCCAGGUACACAUCUGCUAAGACUUUAUUUGCAGGACAACCAGAUAACCCAUAUACCACUUACAGCCUUUUCAAACCUCCACAAACUGGAACGUCUUGAUAUUUCCAACAAUCAACUUCGGAUGUUGGCAAAGGGAGUAUUUGAUAAUCUCCAUAAUCUGAGACAACUCACUGUAAGGAAUAAUCCUUGGUUAUGUGACUGCAGCAUUAAGUGGGUCACUGAAUGGCUCAAAUUUAUUCCUGCUUCCAUCAAUGUACGGGGUUUUAUGUGCCAGGGACCAGAGCAGGUCCGAGGUAUGGCAGUCAGGGAGCUCAACAUGAAUAUGUUGUCAUGCCCCACCACCACCCCUGGUCUGCCACUAAUCAUCACCCCCGUCCCAGCUACAACCAUGCCAACUACAUUAGUUCCCAGCUCAUCAUUUCCCCCCUCAAGUAAUAAAUAUAAUCCUCUCACUCCCAUCAUAGCCACACUCCCCACUGUGCCUGUCAGAGAGGACAGAGAAAGGGUGACACCUCCUUUGUCUGAAUGGAUUCAGCUCUCCAUCCAUUUUGUCAAUGACACUUGCAUCCAAGUCAACUGGAUGUCACUUUUUAGCGUGAUGGCAUAUAAACUCACAUGGGUUAAAAUGGGCCAUAGUCUGGUGGGAGGAAUUGUUCAUGAACGAAUAAUCAGUGGCGAGAAGCAGCAAUCAAGCUUGGUAAAUCUGGAGCCCAAAUCCACUUAUCGGAUUUGUUUGGUUCCACUGGAUACUUAUAACAAUUACCAAACUGGAGAAGACACUGUCUGUUCAGAAGCCACAACCAAGGCUUCCUUUUUGAAUGGCAGCAACAUCCCUUCCAGCCAUGAGCAGACAACUUCUCAGAACCUAGGCUCCCCAUUUCUGCUGGCAGGGUUGAUUGGGGGUGCAGUGAUAUUUGUCCUUGUGGUCUUGCUCAGCAUUUUUUGCUGGCAUAUGCACAAAAAAGGUCGUUACACCUCCCAGAAGUGGAAAUACAACCGCGGCCGUCGGAAAGAUGACUACUGUGAGGCAGGGACCAAGAAGGACAACUCCAUCCUGGAGAUGACGGAAACCAGCUUCCAGAUUGUCUCCUUAAAUAAUGAUCAGCUCCUUAAAGGAGAUUUCAGACUGCAGCCCAUUUAUACCCCAAACGGGGGCAUUAACUACACAGACUGCCACAUCCCCAACAACAUGCGAUACUGCAACAGCAAUGUCUCAGACCUGGAGCACUGUCAUACGUGAUAGUGAGGGAAGAUGGGGGUUUCCAGGACAAGGAGAAAAAACUCUAGAAAAAAUAAGCCCCCCAACAACAAUGAAAAAAAUUACAUUUGAUAAAUGUUAAACAGAUGCAUUUAUGCAUUUGAAUACUCUGUAAUUUAUACGGUGUACUAUAUAAUGGGAUUUAAAAAAAGUGCUAUCUUUUCUAUUUCAAGUUAAUUGCAAAUGGUUUUGUAACUCUUUGCUUUUUAAAUCUUUAAAAAAUAUUGCUGAGUACUGUACAGGGUUGUACAAUAAGAACCCAAUGUCAUGGCAAAGGAAAGAAUGACUCAUUCUUCAAACAUUAACCACUUUGCUGUCGAAGCUGUCUGAGGGAUGUUAAGUUUCUACGUGUCCUGGAAUACAGGAAAAUAAGUGCAUAUUAAAACAGGGUCACUAGGAACAGACAAAAGCAACAAAAGCAAUUCAGAUAAAAUGGGUACAACCCUUGUCACUUGAACCCAGCAACUGCUGUUGAGCUUCAAACAAUUGGAAAUACAUCCAUUCCUAUUUGUCAGUUCUGCAUUUCUCACCUCCAACUGAAAGCUGGAGUUCUGAGUGCUGCCAAAAAUGCUACUUUCUUGUUUGAUCAGUUUUCUCUCAAUCUACUUGGAACAGGAAACAUAGAAGGAGCUCAGUGUCAAACUCAAAGUGACCUUGAUUUCUAUUUGCAAAAGUUGCUCUGAAAAUGUCCCCCAAUACUAGAUACUUUAUCUUAGAAACUGUUCCUGCUUUUCCUUAUAAUUAAGAAGCUUUGGGCAUUCUCUGACCAUUCUAUCUUCUCAGUGGGAGGUGAACGUUAUGUAACAGAAUGUGACAGAGAGCUGUCAUUAAGUUGCACCUCUUUUUAAUAGAGAAGCAUUUGUUGACACAGCGUGUUCUGGUAAAACCAGAAUGAGGGAAAUUCUGAGUGCUCCCAGCUCUGCAGUAUUCAAGUACAAUUUCAAAUCUAAAAGUGUGUAUUGCUGAAAACAUGGUGCAACAUAUAAUGACAAUGGAAAGGUUUUACUAUUAGUUUGUAUGGUUCAAGCUUUGUUUGACUUAAGGGUCUGAGUUAUGUUCAGCAUGGAGAAAUAGGGAAAAAAAAGAAAAAAAGAGAAAACAAACAAGAAACAUAUUAUAAAAAUUUAUUUAGUCCUGGAAAGAUCUCCAGGGCUAUUAUGAACUGAAAUAUUUUCAGUGGUGAACAUCAUGUACAGAUUCUGGUGGGUUUUGUUUGUUUGUUUUGCUUUUUUUCCUCCCCAAUUAAAGCAUACAGAGACUAACAUUAGUUAAGCAUUUGAUUGACUGAGAAAUUUUGAGAACACAAGUACAUUGUGUUCCCCUGAAUUACCCUUCUUUUACCUAAAGCAUUUUCAAGUUUUCCAUAAUGAUUUCUGCUUCACAAGCAGUAGGUGGGUUUAGAAUUUGCUUUUUUAUACCCUCAGAAUCUUUAGCUGCAAUACCUUCUCAGUCCUUGAGCUUUACAUGCACGACACAAAACAUCAUGCUUGCAUUAAAACCAUAAUGCAUCUCUCAAAAUUACAUAAUGGUUCAGCCAGCCUGAACUCAAUGACUGUCAAGAAUGGUGGUAUUCUUGCCAGCUCAGUGGUGGAGUCUAAUUCUUUGGGUUUUUUUCAGUUUGCUUUUUAAUGUAGCUAAUUUUCUCCUGAGCUUGGGGACAAACUAAAGUUCACAUCACAUUGGAAAAAAAAAAAACCAACAGAAAAAAAUAGAGACGAAACUUCCCUGAGGUAGUAGGGAACUGAAGGGAGAACAUUUUACAGUGACCACUUAGGGAUAGACAGGAAGUUGCUGCAUGUGAAGUAAAGGCCGAAGCACUUUCAUGUUGGAAUGCUUAGACUUUUCACUUUAUGAAGCUCCUUAUGCUGCAAGAGAGUGUUUUAGUCCUUUCUUUUGCUCAUUUCACUCAGCCCAUUCUUGAAACUCAGCAGUCUAUAAGCAUGUAUUCCUUCAAUUCAGAUCACAUGAUAACACUCAUUUUCUGCAAUGACAAAAUGAACCCAGUUAUGAUUGAUGGCAAAGUACAACCAUUUUAUAAGGAAACACAUCCUCCCACCAACAUCUUUUAAAAUCACGUUUUUAAAUUCCGCUCUAUAUCCUACAUAUGUGCUAUUUUCUUCAGCUAUAGCAGGUAUUCUAAGCAACCUGUUUGACUACUAGAAUAGUUAAGUCUCUAAAAUUUUGCUGAUUAAAAGUUUAUCAUAUGAUUUCAAAUGGCAUAAUUCUAGGUAGAAAUGUCUAUGCCAAAGUGAGGGUUUUUUUCUGUGAUCUAUUUACUGAAGAUGAUGAUGAGAUCAAUACUUUUGGGCUUUGGCUUUUAGUUUUGAUGGGUUUUUGUUGCUUUUUUUUGUUUGUUUUGUUUUGCUUAACAUAGUGUAGGUGUCACAGCUCAAAAGACAAUCAGCAAAUAGUUGUGCUUCUGCAUGCUUCUAUUGCAUGCUGGAGUUUUCUUGAAGUUAAGCAGAGCCAGAGAUUCCCAUUGGGUGUGGACAUAGUAUUUAAUUUCAAUGAAAUAGCUGGUUGUACGUUUAAUUUCAAAAGGCCUCCUUUGAAACUACAUGCUUACUAGUAUUUUUUACUUCAAUGACUGAUGCAGGAGGAAUCUUCUGUUCUAGACCUCAGUAUACCAUAGGCACCUUAUUUGUAGCAAUUGACUUAUUCAGGGAGUUUGGCCUGUACUACAGGUGAGUGAUCCACAAGCCCAACCUGAUGACAACAAAUCUGAUUGCUUAUCUAAUAGGGUCAAAACAGAAGGCAUUCACAAACUGUUCAUUUUGAUCUUGAAUGGUGAAAUAUACAUAUACAUAUAUAUAUAUAUAUAUAUAUAUAUAUAUAUAUAUAUAAUAUGUAGACUAUUACUCGCUUACCUAAAAACCACAAUGAUAUUAAAGAUGGCAUAGUUUAUGUUUGUUUUCAGUAUGAACAAAAAUAUAUCUAUUUUUAUGGGAUACUGUCAAAAGUUUCUUUACUAUAAAGACUCUUCUGAAAAAAAACACAGCAAGUCCCUCAUACAAAAAUUUGUGGAUAGAGCUGGGAAUAUUACCUAAAAAAUUCAGAGGUGUAGUCAACUGAAUAUGUUUCAUUUGAAGAAUGUUUCUCCAAAUUCUAAUUGUUCCUUAGCUCCAAAACAGUUAAUGUAUUUCAACCUACAACAGAAUUUGGGACUUCUCAAAGUGCCAGUCACACAAACAUCUGAGAUUUCAUUUCAGGUCCCACCUAGAUAAAUACAUAAUGAGCAAAUUUCACUAGGUAAAGUAUUAAGAAAAAGUCGGUGUUAAAAAUGGACAAUGAUCUUUUGACAGUGUAAAGUUUAAGAUUAGUAGCUUUUUCCUUGGGCUUUGUAAAAACUGGGUGAUCUUCACAUAGGACAAAUAUCUGACCACAUAUAAUAAGUAAAGGCUAUAGAGCAGAAAUGCCAAAUAUGUGUAUAUACAACUCACCCAAAAUGUUCGCUUUUAAGUCCUGAUUUGAUCAAGUUCAUUGGAUCUAGGGAGAAAUUAUUUGUUUUCAGACAAAAUCUCACCCAUCUUCCAUUGUAUACAGCUAAUAGUUACCAUAGAUGUGCAGAAAGAUUGGUGAAUAGAAUAAAACAAGAGUUUAAGCGAAAUUGCAUUAAAGAAAUAUCACGACACUGCUGUUCCCAGUGCUUGCUUUCCUUCUGAAGAUGUAUUUAUUUACAAACAGGUCCUUACUUUCAUGGAUUCUGUCACUUUAACAAGUGUUCCUUGCAUGUGGCUUGCUGGCAGAAACAAACACCUGAUUAAUGCAUGGACUUUGUGUUAACAGGUUCUUAUUGGAACAUUAUUACUGAAUUUCUUUAUAAGAAUAUUUAGGGAAUAAUCUACUUUGAACUGAAAAGAUAUUAGCAGUUUUCCCUGUAAGCCAAUAAAGGACUACAGUGAAUGUCAUGUAAAACAGACAAAUGAAAUGACAUAUGCUAUUUGCUACUAAAGUAUAUUUUUUUCUCUCAAUCAUUUUCUUUUUUCAUGAGAGAAAUUUUCUGAGUCUGAAAAAUUUAUUGAUUUCAAUUUUGCAAACAAAAAAACUUUAUGCAUAUUGAUAUUAUUGUUUUAAGGGUCUACAUAAGGCACUUUACUAAUGACAUUGAAGUGAAAGUUCAGUCUCAGCUUUUGACAGUAAAGUGGUUAAUUCCCAUUGAAUUCUACAUUUAUAGUACUUCCUCACCUUAAAUUUAACAUGGAGAUUAAAGUUUUUCUUUAGAACAUGAGAAUAAUGGUUUUACACAUGACUUAUCUUUACAGCUCAGUGGAAAAACAAAACAGAAGUGAGUGCCAAAACCAAAAGUUACUGGCUCUGAACCUCAUCAAAUCCUGCCUGAUGCUCUCUUCUAAACACAGAGAUAAUCCUAGGAAGCUGAUGAUCACUCCUUCCCUGAACUCUAUUGAACAGGGCACUUUGUAUUCCAGAUGAUACUACAGGCAAUAUUGAAGCAUUUGGCAUUAAACUUUUGUACAGUAGAGAAUAUUUUGCUCUUUAAAAGGACACUGGCUAGUAGUCCAUAUGGAAAACUAGCACAGAAGAGAUUUGGCAACCUUUUAUUACACUGGGGCUCUGUGGAAAUGUGCCUCAUGAGAGCUGAAUUCUGAUCCUUUCAGAAACAGAUAAGCUACUAAAAAAAUUGUUAUCAUGAGUUGGUCCCAAAUAUCUGAAGAUGAUCUUUCAUAAAAUUGAUUUUAACUGAGAUAUGCACACUUGAUUCUGUUCUGUGUUUGGUAUACUUUCUAUCUUUAACAUGGAAAAAUAGAUGGUUUGAAGUCUGCGUUAUCUGUUUUCUGCAAUCUGCCAUGUUGCACGCAUUGUUAACUUCAAAACCUCACUAUACACUAUAUAUUAUCUUGUUGACAUAUUCAGUAAAGAGUUAUUUAAAAAAAUACAACAAUCUUGCUGUAUUUAUAUGAGCAAGUUAAUUAAAAUAAGGAUGUGGGUAUCUGAAAGGGACAAAAAUUAUCAAUCUUUUGUACUUUCAUUCAUGGAGAUAUUUUCAGAUUUCUACUGUCUGUUCGAUCCUCUCUUCAGUUUCUAAAAGACAAGUAUCAUCUGUCUCUCGAAGAGUUAAAUAAUUUGUUACCUCAGUUUCUCAGAUAUAAUCUUAUCUUUAAAAGGUUAUCUCUUUCUGAUAUGCAUAUAGAAAAGCAAUGUAAAAUGAGAACAGACUGUACUCCAGUGUUUGCAAUUAAUAGGUACACUUAAGGAGCUACACAUGUCUAUAACAAAUAUAUAUAUGUGGAAGCUGUGACUCAUUAUAUGCAUAGCCAUUUGAUAAAUGCAUUUGACAUUCAUCCAUGACAAUAAUGAAUCUGUCUUUUAACUAUUAUUAUCUAUUUAAUCUGUUUGCUUGACAUGAAAUAUGAUUUUUUUUCCAAUUCUCCCUUCAAAAUUGUUCUUGAAUUUUCAGAAUGCACAACAUUCAUACAUAAGCCUUAAUAAAUUUUUGUAUAAAGCAGAUCUUAUACAUAACAUAUAUGGUAAUAUAUACUCUAUAUAUAAAGAGAUGCUUUGGCUACUUAGAAAUGGAAAUUAACCCUCUUCUACUUCCAUAUACAAGAACUAAUUUUUUUGCUUUACCAGAAAGUGAGAUAUUGAAUAUUGCUAGCUAUGUUAUUUCAAAGCUUAGAAAUUUAAUAUUGCUGAGUUUACAGUUCCUCAACAAAUUAUCUUACUCUCUUUCUUAACCCCCGAAAAUAAUGUAAAAUUACUGGGGGCUGGUCCGAGUCAACCUAGUCCUGCCCUUUUCCCCCUGUAAUAUGCUUCCCCUCAUUUGAUGUUUCUACUGAACCUGAGACCCUGGUAACUAAACCUACUUGCUUUACCAUAGGAAGGUGGACAAUAUAGAUAAUGAAAAUGACAAAUACUUGCAAUCAGUUAUGUCUUUCUGACAAUGAAGGCAUGAUCAUUUUCAAUUGACAAUAUUUUCUGUCACAAAGAGUCGACAAUGACUGACUUCAUCAGGUAAUCUUUUAAUAACCCAAAGUUAUUUAUUGUAGUAAAGAUAAAACUUUAUUUUUAAUACGUUUAAGCUCAAUUAUCUGGAGUUGUUCAUACACAUGUGCAAUUGUGUAUAAAUUUCUGGUGUACAGAGGAUUUAGCUACAAGGAUCUCCCGAAGAAAGCACAUGGAGGAGUAUUUGUCAUUAUUGUUCAGUCAAAAAUUUUUAAUAUUUCACUUUAAAAAGAGUUCUUCCAUUGAAGUGGAGUUAUGGAACCACAUGGAGAAACUGCAUUCCACCAUUAAAGUAUGAAACAAAUAUUUCAAUUAAAAUUCUGCUUGAAAUGCCACUGUCAACAAAGACAGAAACUAAAAUUCACUAAAAUACUUCCAUUACACAGAGAGAGAGAGACUUGGUGAAUUUUUAGCAAUAAUUUUCAUUUCUAAAACAAAUUAAUACAUUUUUAAUGGUGAAAUCCUGACCCCACUGAUUUCAGCUAUAAAUCACAAUAAUAUAUAACAGAACAAUUAGUAAACACAUGCAAUAUGACACAUGGUGUAACGUCACACUAUGUAUCUCCAAAUAAAGUACAUCAACUGAGUAAGGCAGUAGGCCUACAUCUCUCUUAUGAAAAGCUGGGAAAGCUGUGAAAUAGACUGUACAGAAAAUGAUGGGGGAGAUAAGUAUGUACUGAGCAACACUGGUCAAUAUAAAGCCAUGGAAAAUAAGGACAUUUAAAACACAAAUGGGACACUGAGCAUAGCAAGAACCUUCUUUUUCACAUAAACACAUGCUUUUUUGCUUAUAACUCCAUAUUAUGGCUAAGUUGUGACUGAAAAAAAAAUGCAUGUAUGAAUAUUAAGAGUUUAUAGAGUAGUUACAUUUUGGUGGGGGCAUCUUAUACCGAAUGAGAGACUUGACUUUGUUCAGUGUGUCUAUUAUUUACCUUCUCCACAUAGAAAGGAGUUGGCUGAAGAACAAAAGUCAUGUUGAUAACACUAUCCUGUUUUACUAAGCAUAGAAUGCCCUGAAGAAUUAAGACAGUAUAUAAAUUAUUAUGCAAAAAUCCAACUCAGAUAUCCAUGGGUGUUUACAGCUUUAACACCCUCUGGGCAAGAAGCCUCCGUGCUAAAUUACUAGCACUAAGCGGGACAAAACAAUUCUGGUAAAGCACAGUUGCCAGAAAGAUUCUGUGAAAAAAUGGUGUAUUUCUUGAGUGAAAUCAAUAGUUCCACUCCUAUAAACUUUGAACAGGUGACCACAUAGAUAAAUCAAAUUCUUUCUGAUGAUUACUGGAACAAUGUGUCCAAACAUGGAAUAAUAUAAUUUUCCUACUUCAAAAAUACCAGCUUGUGAUGACGGAAAGCAGAUUUUGUUCUGUGAAGAUGAAAUGCAGCAAUAAUGAUGGACAGAACACAGAGAUAUUCCUUUUUAUGACAUUUUAUGGACAUGAUAAAAUACAUACGCAUAUGCUAUACACAUAUAUUUGUGAUAUAAUUUUAAAAUUCCUUUACAGUUUUCAGACUCUUCAGAUGAAAUCCACUUCUAACACAUGUGCAAUAUUCCAAAAUAUUUAACUCUUCAUAAAUAUCUGUAAUCUCUUUAAAUGAGUAGUUACAGAAAGUGCAUAGUGUUAGCUCAAAGAUUUAGCUGUAGUAAAAAAAAAGGAAAGAGAAAGGAAAGAAGAAAGGAAAAAAAAGGAAAGCAGGGCACUGGCAUGUGUUUGCAAGUGAGGACUGCAGAAGCAAGGCACGAAAAUUAUUUAAUUUUCAAGAAAACACUACACCUGACAAAAAGCACAUAAUGAGUUUUCAAAGAUAUAUUACUUAGAAAAAUAAAUGGAAAUGUAAGGGGAGAUAGGCCAUAUCAUAAUAGUUAUUAUAAUAGUAUGCAGUUAAGUACUUUAUGCAAUUAAAAAAAAAAGUUCAUAAAAGUAUUGAAGCUUUUCAUAUUUCCCAUCCCUAGUGAGCAUAUAUUCUAUUUCCAGUUCACAAGAAAGGAGUUUAGAUGGCUUUUUACUUACAUCUUCAUUGCAGAUUAGUUUUGAAGCCAGUGUUUUCUUUUUUUUUUUCAUGAUGUUUAUUGGAAGCUUUUGCACGCACAGAUUUAUUUUAUUAACUAUGAAGAUUUUGAGGAAUAGUCUACUUCAUGUGCAGUACUUGCUUUCUUGAGAAACAAGUAGCAAGUGUAUGUGUAGAGCUUUCUGAUUUUGUUUUGGUUUUCCUUUUUAUAAUUUAACUUUACAAAAAUGGAGCAAAUUUGAAGUAGAGCAAAUAUUAACUAUUUUCUGCUGUAAUUACAGCAGUGGUAAGACUGUAUUCUUUCUAACAGAAAAAAAUUUAAGAAUACUGAGUUAACAAAAAUUAUCUUAAAGAAUUUUGAUAUCAAUUUUCAGUUGAAUUAUUUUUCAACCUUUAGUUACAAUAGUCAUGCUGGGAAUUUGAGCUGGAAACACUGAGUAAACUCAGGUUUGUGGUUAUAGGAACUUUGGGUUCAUAGGUUCAGUUUUACAGAUUAUUAGUAGUACCUGCACAAAGAGAAGGAAACAAAGGUUUCUUCUUCCUUAGGUAUCAGAUUCCUUUUUGUAGUGAUCAAGGAGGAAAGACAGCUACUUCACAGAGAUCUCCCUCAAGAAACAAGCUGUCCAGAACAGAAGGAAAAUACCUGCAGUCAUGGCAUUGAUGACUAUGGAAGCUGGCAGAAGUAGAGCUGAAUCAUACCAUGAGGCAUGUAGCAAAUUACAGGUGUUCUGCAUCAUUAUAUAGGACCUUUGGUUUGUCCAGGACCCUACUAAGGUAUCUUCACUGAGGUUCAUGCUCUUGGAGGGCUUGUGUCAAAAGGCAAAACCCAUGCCCAUAAAAGCCAGGAAGGAUCUGGGUUUUACUUUGUUUUGCCAGUCUUUAAUUGCUCUUUUGUGUAAGUUCUGGAGUGCCAGCUACACGACAAUGUUCAAGAGGCGCAACAAGGUGGGUUUGAAAGGUCACACUUUCGACGACUCUCCUUUAAUCAAGGCAAAUAUUAGUAAGGUCCUUGCAGGCAAAAUUCCAAUCCACAGCAGAUGUGAUCAUUAUGUUAGCCAUCAGAUCAGACACUAGUUUAGAUGUCUAUUCCUUUUCUCCCUUAUUUCUUGUCAAAUUAAUUUUCUUAAAAACUAAAACUAAGCAGUUUGUACUAUUGCUUAUUUGUCACAACAUAAGGAAAAGGUUUCUACAAAACAAUUAUACCUUCAAGCUGUGAUGAUUACCCAGUAAAGCUAAGCUACAGAAAUACUGCCAAUUCAGUGAAACAUUUGUCAUAAAGUAAUUAUCUUCUACUGUGAUAUCAAUUCAGCUUAUAUCCAGUCUAUGAAAAAUCCAAACACACCAAUCUCACAAUUUCCGUUGCUUUUGCCUCAUUUCUUCUAUGUCACAUCAACCUUCUCUAGAAUGACUGGUUUAGAGGACAGAUUGCUGCUUGAUGCCUCAUAUGAUUAUCUAAGUGUUUACAUUUAAGAUUAAAACAAGAAAAACAAA